Molecule: messenger RNA, 3668 nt
Organism: Epinephelus moara (kelp grouper)
Lineage: Eukaryota; Metazoa; Chordata; Actinopteri; Perciformes; Serranidae
Product: beta-1,3-galactosyltransferase 5-like
Exons: 2
Coding region: 157-1230 (357 amino acids)
Cellular component (GO): membrane
Molecular function (GO): N-acetyl-beta-D-glucosaminide beta-(1,3)-galactosyltransferase activity
Source: RefSeq, a predicted model, not a curated record
UGGCCGCCCUGAACCCGUCCGGUGUCAUACCUGCCUUUAUACACCAGUUUGUAAGGUCUGUGCUGCACCGGGACUUUUACUGCAGAGGAGAAGAGAAAAGGCAGCGGAGACAGGGAAGAGCUUUUAAAGUAAGGACGCGCAUUAGUAACAGCUUUAAUGGAAAACGGAAGGAGACACUUAAAACACAUCUUUGUCUGCAUCCUUGGAGCAGUUACAAUCUUCUUCAUCUAUCUCAACUGUGACUGGGAGUUGGCAAGCAGGGAUUUUCCAGCAGCAGCGUCAUCAUCAUUAUCAUUGUCAUCAUCGUCAUCAUCGUCAUCAUCACCAUCAUCACCAUCAUCAUCAACAUCAUUAUCAGCGGCAGCAGAGCCACGAUGGGAGGAUCCUGGGCCGUAUCAUGUGGCCUAUCCACGAAACUACAAAUUCAUCAUGGAUGACACGCUAACGUGUAAGAACACAACUCCUUUCUUGGUCCUGAUGGUUCCAGUUGCACCCAAUGACAUAGCAGCUAGGGACACCAUUCGGAAGACAUGGGGGAAUGAGAAACUGGUCCUGGGUCAGCUGGUCGAGACCCUCUUCAUCCUGGGCCUGCCUGGGGGAGCUGAUGCUGAGCAGCAGCAGGAGAAGCUCAAACAGGAGAACCUGCAGCAUCAUGACCUGAUCCAGAGUAACUUCCAGGACAGCUACCGCAAUCUGACCGUCAAGACUAUGAUGAUGCUGGAGUGGCUGGCUGCACACUGUGUCAAUGCUGCCUAUGUCAUGAAGAUUGACUCUGAUAUGUUACUGCAUGUCCCGAAUUUGGUUAAACUGUUGUUGAGUCCCAGCACAGCCAAAGAAAACUACAUGACAGGUUUGGUGUGGUGGCACAGCCCGGUUUUAAGAAAUCCGUUCAACAAGUUCUACAUGCCGAGAGGAGUGAUUGCUGAGUCGGAGUAUCCCCCAUAUCCUCUGGGCAUGGCCUACGUCAUGUCCCUGGACCUGCCUGCCAAGAUCCUGUCAGUCUCUCCUCAGAUUAAACCUAUCUACAUUGAAGAUGCCUACCUGGGUAUGUGUCUGAAACGCCUGGGCAUUUCCCCCACCGACCCUCCUGAAAAUACAAUGUUCAUUGUCGACCCCAGGCAUCCUCUGAGCAGCUGCAGCCUUUCAAAAGUGAUUGCUGUGACAACGACAAGCAUCCCACAGAUGACGAGUUACUGGGAGAGGAGCAGACAGCCAGAAGCUAAAUGCUGAACUUUAUUAAGUUUACCAAGACUGAUUUUUUUUUUACUAAACCUGACAAAUAUUUAACAUUAAUUAAAAUGAAGCAUAUGUAUUUUCUUUGCAAAGAUCAUGGAAUACAUUGCCCCUUGGUCUGACUUUUUUUUUUGUAUGAAGGACAAAACAGAUGUAAGAGUUUGAACCCAAAACUUUGUUUUUUAUCAAAUGUCCUUUUCAGUCAGAUGAGCCUCAAAGACUUUCUGAGCUGCAUCAGCUCUCAUACACAGAUAAGAACAUCUGCUGGAUCCUAAAUUAUAAAUAGUAAACAUAAAGACUGAUUCCAUACAUCAUCACAUUGUCAAUUUUUAAGUUCAACAUUUUUUACGUUAUUUUGCCAGCCAGUUUGAAAUAAGUGUUAAACUCACAACCAUUGAGUAAGGUAGCUUUCUUUCAGCAGGUUGAACUCAGACUGCGUAAAAUAAUGGAUGUAGUCAACAGGACUAGAUACUAGUGUACUCCUGUUUUGAAGCCUCGACUUUGGCAUUUUGGCCGUCCCCAUCUUGGUUCUUUGGAGCCGUAAGUGAUCUUAUUUGGAGGAGAGGGUGAAGCUAAUCCUAACAGAGCUGCUAACUUGGUUAGUACGGUGCAUUAGCAGCUGUGGUUAACUGUGAUAAUGCAAAUUUUCUGUGAAAAUCAGGCUUAAAAGCAUUAAAACAAAAUGUAUGUACUGGAAAAACUGAAUAUCGGACUCCUUAAAGGGUCUUUUAGCACAACCAAAUGCUGAGCAAGACUUUUUUAGGCAAUCAGAAUGUUAUAAUAAACUUUCAUGAACUGAAAACGCAAUGGAAUAGUGAAAGUUAUGGCUACAUCUAUACUCUUUGAAGUGGCCUACCCACAGCAGAAAUAAACAUGUUUACAGCCUGAUACAAAAAACAGUUUCGGUCUUGAUAGCUUGUGUCAACAUCCAUGACUACGGUGGCUUAGUUACACACAUAAGGGCGAGGCUGCUUGAACGACAGGCUUACUGUGACGCAUCACUACAGUCUGUGAUUUUGAUCCAACCCUCACUCCUCCACAGGACUCUACAUUCAGUAAAUGUAGAGUCUGCUCUUCUUCCCUCUUCUUCUCCUCUUCUUCCUGGAGAUCUUGCCUCCGGAAGAAGAGUGGAAGAGCCCUGGUUUCCGGUUGUAGGCUGUUUGUAGUCCGCGUGAUAUUGACCAAUCACGUUUGAGCCGGCUGCAGUUGUUGCCAGGUUAAACGGUCCGUGCGGUGAAUUAACGAGGCGGAACAUAAUUGGUGUCACUGCAAACUCUGAAUCCAUCGCAGUGGUUCAGCAUAUUUACUUAUAUAUAAACGGAAGUCGGAAACAGAAAUUCGCCUCCUCCGCCCAGAUCAAACCGGAAUGCCAAAAAAUCGGGGGUCUGCCCCCAGAGGCUGUAUCGCUGUCUGCCGGAAGUCAGACGCCGAAUACAGCCGAUGGGUUCUGAGAAUGGGUUACAGACUGUUCACAGACCCAGGGCCAAGUUCACCAUGUGGUGUUUGGGGUAAUUUGAUAUAUAGCAAACACUGUUAAUGAUAGUUGUGGCUGUUUUAGUGUGUGUGUGUGUAGGUGAUGAUUACUUUGACUGAACUUUCUUGCUGUGAUGUAUAUAUAUAUGUUCUGUUCACACAUUUCUCUUGUAAGUGACCUUAAUCUCAAAAAGACUACCAAAGUAAAGCUCAGCUGCUGAAUGUUAAAGAACAAUACUUUUAUGUUCAGACUUUUAUAAAAAAAAUAAAGGGAGUGUGUCUCAGUGGCCAUGAAAGUCUCAAGUAAAUGCUAAUCCUGUGAUGUAGUGCUCCUAUAGUGAUGUUUCUAUCUGGAAAAUGAUUUUUAGGUUUCAACAAGGAGACAGGAUUUGUACUAAAGUUGUUCAGUAAACAAGUUUCAUGUAAGCCAAUUUUGAUAUGCCAAAUUCUGUACUCUUGGGACAGAAUACAACAAAAUAUACUGUCACAUACUGUCAUACUGUUAUACUACAGUGACAUGUUACCACUCAUAUCAUUGCAGAGUUUAAGUUGUAAUAUGAUCUGUUAUGUGUCAUGUAUAGGAAAUGUAAUGUUACAGUAUGAAGGAGUACUUCAGGAGAUCAUUCCUCCUGUAUCCACCUUACUCAGCUGCUCUCAGGGAAAGUUGUCAUCUUUGUGAAGGAGUUUCCUUCUAAAAGUAUAUAUCCAUCAUUUCAACAAUGUUAAAUGUUCAAGAUUUAGAUCUUCUGUGAAUACUGUGACGAUUCAUAGUGGCACGUAACACAUUUACUGUACUCUAUCUGCUUCAUGAAUGAGAUUGUUUAUGUUUUUACUCUUCAGAAAAAGCUCCUCUCAGGACUAUUCCUUCAUGGGAGCAAGAACUGCAUCACCAAUCUGUCUUGCACUUUCAAAAAAAUCCAACAUUAUCUCCUAACAUAUAUAUAUAUAUAUAUAUAUAUAUA